Messenger RNA from Oryzias latipes (Japanese medaka), 820 nucleotides. RefSeq lists its product as uncharacterized. The record is from RefSeq and is a predicted model, not a curated record. NCBI's taxonomy places the organism in Eukaryota, Metazoa, Chordata, Actinopteri, Beloniformes, Adrianichthyidae.
AAAGGCCUCAAAAGGCUCGACCACACAAACUGUGGUUCAGCCAUCAUGGAGCUGAUUGGUGUUGCUUUGGCUGUGAUCUGUCUGCUGUCUGCAGGACAGUCGGCUCCUGUGAGCAACUGUGAAGAACUGGUGCAGCAUCUCCACCUCCCAGCAAGGGAGGAGAUACUCGGAAAAUGGGUGUUUAUAGGAGAGAGCACCGACGUACCCUCAUCGGCUUUGAUGACAAAGAUGUUUGUGGACUCUGUCUGGUUAAACCUCACUGCAGCUGACCAGGAAGACAGCAUCAUGUUUACUCAGAUCCAAAAAUCAUUUGGUAUUUGCACGCGUGUGUCAUCAAGUUAUACACUGAGAAACAACGCUUUUCACAUGGUGUAUCCAAUCAAAAGCAGGACUGUUCUGUUGAGGACCAGCUGUCCUGACUGUCUUGUUUUUAACUCAAACUUCAGCUUUGGAGGAAGCUUGUACUCCAACCUCCAGUUUCUCAGCAGGAGAAGGGAGGUCUCUGCUGCUGAGAAGGAAGAGUUUAAAAGGCAGACAGAGUGUCUGAACUUACCUCAAUUCAUCUUUCUGGAUUCAAAGAAAGAACUUUGUCCAGAUCCUUCGUCCGACAGCUCAAAUAGCGUCGAUUUGACCAGCAAGCUGAGCCUCUUGGAUUUUGACCAACUGGACAAGACUUUGAGAAAUGAAACAGAAGUGCAGAAACUCAUCGACAUGGGGUCUUCACAGUUAUCCACUCAGUGACGCAAAGUUAACACGCCACAGGUUUCGAAAGGGGAAAAAAAUUCAGAAAUAAAGGUUUUAAAUAAAAAUUAGUUUGAUA